Thyridium curvatum is the source of this 930-nucleotide messenger RNA. RefSeq lists its product as uncharacterized. The record is from RefSeq and is a predicted model, not a curated record. NCBI's taxonomy places the organism in Eukaryota, Fungi, Ascomycota, Sordariomycetes, Thyridiales, Thyridiaceae. The transcript is spliced from 4 exons. Gene Ontology annotation, molecular function: alkaline phosphatase activity; phosphoglycolate phosphatase activity. Bases 1 to 930 code for a protein of 309 amino acids.
AUGGCUCAAGCAGCGCCUUCCAAAUACCUCACCGGGGACAUACCCGCCACCAAGGAGUUUCUCAACAAGUUUGAUACCUUUCUUAUCGACUGUGACGGAGUUCUAUGGUCUGGAGAGCACGUCUUUGAUGGUAUACCGCAGACAAUUGAGUUUCUACGAUCUCAGGGCAAGAGGACCGUCUUUGUGACCAACAACUCUACCAAGUCACGGGAGGAGUACCUGAAGAAGCUCGAGUCAAAAGACAUUCCCAGUGGCGUGGAAGACAUUUUCGGCUCCGCUUACUCUGCAGCCAUCUACAUCUCGCGGAUUCUCAAGCUACCAGCCCCCAAAAACAAGGUCUACGUGAUUGGCGAGGCCGGCAUCGAGCAUGAGCUGAGCAGCGAGAACAUCCCCUUCAUCGGCGGUACGGACCCUGCUUAUAGGAAGGACAUGGACCCGGAGGCCUGGCAGGGCAUCGCGGAUGGUUCCCUGCUGGAUCCUGACGUGGGUGUCGUGCUGGCCGGCCUCGACUUUCACAUCAACUACUACAAGAUCGCGAUGGGAUAUCAAUACCUCAAACGGGGUGCUGUGUUCCUCGCUACCAACCUUGACAGCACAUUGCCGCUGAACAAGAACUUCUUCCCCGGCGCGGGUUCCAUCCUGAUUCCCCUGAUCAACAUGACUGGUCAACAGCCACUUGCCUUGGGGAAGCCAAGCCAGGCCAUGAUGGACGCGGUGGAAGGCAAGUUCCAGCUGGAUCGUUCACGGACGUGUAUGAUCGGCGACAGACUCGACACAGACAUCAAGUUCGGCAUCCAAGGGAAGCUCGGCGGCACACUAGCCGUUCUCACCGGGGUCAACAAGAAGGAGGACUGGGAGAAGGAGGGCGCGGUCGCCGCUCCGGCGUUUUAUGUCGACGCACUGAGCGACCUUCGAGCUGCUGCACAAUGA